Molecule: messenger RNA, 2325 nt
Organism: Phoenix dactylifera (date palm)
Lineage: Eukaryota; Viridiplantae; Streptophyta; Magnoliopsida; Arecales; Arecaceae
Product: serine/threonine-protein kinase PBL27-like
Biological process (GO): protein phosphorylation
Molecular function (GO): protein kinase activity; ATP binding
Source: RefSeq, a predicted model, not a curated record
CCCCCCCUCUCUCUCCCAGUCCCACCUCCCCACAAAAAAACCGUCUCUCUCUCUCUCUCUCUCUCUGUCCUUCCCCCCUCCUACUCUUAUUUCCUUUUCUCUUACAGUUUUAUCUCAUCUUGCAUCUUUGGGCUCGCCCUUUCUUCUCUCUCCUUUCGUUUUCGGAAAAAAAUCGUUUUUUUUUCCGGUGAUCUGAUCGGCCGCGGGAAUCGCAGCGGCUUGAGCGCGGUGGCGACGAUAGUGAACGAGCCAGAGAGUAGCUGCCGUUAAAAUUUGAGAUUUUGGGAGCUUUUUCAAUCUCUUUGUGGGCAUUGGAGAUGGGUUGUUUCUCAUGUUUUGGAUCGCCAGAUAAGGAGGAGGAGGAGGAGGAGGAGAAGGAGAAGAAUGAGGAGAAGGAAGGAGGUGGGGAUGUUAUGAGGGACACCUCAGGUGCUUCAUCUUCUCAUCAUGGGACCAGAGCUAGCUCAGACAAAUCAAAGAUGCAGAACGGUUCAAGCUCCAGGAAUGAAACAUCAGUGCCCAGAGAUGGAACAUCAUCACGUAUCGCAGCUCAAACUUUCACUUUUCGUGAGCUUGCUGCUGCAACUCAGGACUUUAGACUAGAUUGCCUUCUGGGGGAGGGGGGUUUUGGUCGUGUGUAUAAAGGACACUUGGAGAGCACUGGACAGGUUGUUGCUGUAAAACAAUUGGACAGGAAUGGCCUUCAAGGGAACAGAGAAUUUCUGGUGGAGGUGCUCAUGCUCAGUCUAUUGCAUCACCCAAAUCUUGUCAACUUAAUUGGUUACUGUGCCGAUGGAGAUCAACGCCUCCUUGUGUAUGAGUUUAUGCCUCUAGGAUCAUUGGAGGAUCAUUUGCAUGAUAUUCCACCUGACAGAAAACCCCUUGACUGGAAUAUGCGGAUGAAGAUUGCAGCUGGUGCUGCUAAAGGCUUGGAAUACCUGCAUGAUAAGGCAAACCCUCCUGUUAUAUACAGAGAUUUCAAAUCAUCAAACAUCCUACUCGGUGAAGGAUAUUUUCCUAAGCUGUCUGAUUUUGGGCUUGCAAAACUUGGCCCUGUUGGUGACAAGACUCAUGUUUCAACCCGGGUCAUGGGGACAUAUGGCUAUUGUGCUCCUGAAUAUGCAAUGACAGGGCAGCUGACGCUGAAGUCUGAUGUCUAUAGUUUUGGUGUUGUUUUCCUCGAAUUGAUUACAGGGCGUAAAGCUAUUGACAACACCCGGGCUGCUGGGGAGCAUAAUCUAGUGGCAUGGGCUCGCCCAUUAUUCAGAGAUCGAAGAAAGUUCCCCAAGAUGGCAGACCCAAAGUUGCAAGGCCACUAUCCACUGAGAGGACUAUACCAAGCUCUAGCUGUUGCUGCGAUGUGUCUGCAGGAGCAAGCGGCAACUCGGCCUCUUAUCGGGGAUGUCGUCACUGCACUUACAUACCUAGCUUCACAGACAUAUGAUCCAAAUGCAGCUGCUUCUCAGAGUAACAGAGCCGGUCCAUCCGUCCCAAGGGCCAGAGAGGAUUGGAAGAGCCUUGGCUUUGGGUUUGACAAUCAACAUGCCAUCCAGUCACCACAUCGGCAUUCACCUGACUUUAGGCAUAGAAACCUUUUCAGGGGGCCAAACCUUGGAGAUGGAGGCAGAGGAGAUGUAGUUGGUCAGUCUGGAAUAAAUUUGGAUCUUGCUGAAUUGCAGAUACAAGAGUCUCAAACGGACAGCGCAAUCCGUCUAGGAAAAGCUAGAGAAGCUCCAGGGAUUUCAAACCGAGACCUUGAUAGAGAGCGUGCAGUUGCAGAGGCAAGAGUGUGGGGUGAAAAUUGGAGAGAGAGAAAGAGAAUGAAAGAACCCAGCAACUAUGAUAGUACAAGUGAGUAGUUAAAAGGCAUUCUUCGGAUUUAAUCCAUUACAUCAUGCAUUUGCCAUGUUAGUCUCUAGCAGAAAAGGCUGUUACAGGUUCUUCAGAGUAGAUGCAUCAUCCAUUCCAUCUUAGAGCCAUUCUCAGUUCUGGGAAUAAGGUUGUCAGUUGCUGUGGGUCUGUAAUUACUGUGAAUUCUCAACCAUAAGAUCACACUCCUUCUGCAGGUGUGGUUCUUUGGGACUAGAUGUGGAAAGUAGGCAUCAAUUGAAGGGAGGGUUGCAUUUAAGAGUGAGUAGAUAUCUAGCAUGUCACAGUUAGGUUGGGUGCAAAUUGCUGCACUCUGUUAGGAUGGCUGUCUGAAGCCUAAAGAAAAAGGUGUCAUAGUUUUGGUCUAUAAGGUCUAUGUCGGGUAUGUUUUUGUAUGUCUCAUAGCAGUUUUUGUAUUUAUUUAUCUUAUAUAAAGUAUCAUAUGUUUCAUGGCCA